Messenger RNA from Malassezia globosa CBS 7966, 1179 nucleotides. RefSeq lists its product as uncharacterized. Bases 1 to 1179 code for a protein of 392 amino acids. The record is from RefSeq and is a predicted model, not a curated record. Lineage: Eukaryota; Fungi; Basidiomycota; Malasseziomycetes; Malasseziales; Malasseziaceae. The transcript has 2 exons. Gene Ontology annotation, molecular function: squalene synthase [NAD(P)H] activity. Gene Ontology annotation, cellular component: endoplasmic reticulum membrane. Gene Ontology annotation, biological process: farnesyl diphosphate metabolic process; ergosterol biosynthetic process.
AUGGAGUAUCUGAAGCUUGCAGUUGCGCACCCUUCUGAGCUCCGUUCCCUGAUCACUUACAAUGUCUGGCGCGAUCCGGUCCACGAUUUCAAAAGGAAUCCCAAAGACAGCGGUUGGGACCGUGAGCGAAUGCGGGAAUGCUGGUCGUUCCUAGAUGCCACGAGCCGUAGUUUCGCUGCUGUUAUUAAGGAGCUGAAGGGAGAGUUGAGCCGCGUCAUUUGCAUUUUCUAUUUGGUGUUACGUGGACUUGAUACUGUCGAAGAUGAUAUGACCCUUAAGCCCGAUGUCAAGAUUCCUCUACUGCUGGACUUCCACAAGAAGCUAAGUGAACCGGGAUGGAACUUCACCGGCAGUGGUCCCAAUGAAAAGGACCGUCAGCUACUCGUUGAGUUUGACAAGGUAAUUGCAGAGUACCAGAUGCUUAAUGAGGGCUGUCGUUUCGUGAUUGCUGAUAUAUGUGCUCGAAUGGGCGCAGGUAUGGCUUCUUACAUCGAGCUAGGCGACUCCCCCAACGGUCUGACUAUGGAGGGCUGGAGGGAUUAUGACUUGUACUGUCAUUUUGUGGCCGGUCUUGUUGGUGAAGGGUUGUCUGGCUUGUUUGUCCAAACAAAGAUUGAAAAACCACUCAUUGGCCUGCAACUCUCGCUGUCGAACCAUAUGGGACUCUUCCUGCAAAAAACCAACAUUAUCCGUGAUUAUGCCGAAGAUUGUCGCGAGGGCCGCUCAUUCUGGCCAAAAGAGUGCUGGGGUUCAGGUGGCGUGUUUGCGAGGCAAACUGAAGUUCAGCGCGGCGUCGUCGAAACCUAUCCCGGUUCCAAUUCUUACAAGUUUACGGACACUGUUGAGGGCAGGAAGGCAAGGGAAGUGCUCUCCACGAUGCUAUUGGACGCAGUAUCACAUGUAACCAGCUCAUUAGAAUAUUUGAUUUUACUGCGUGAUCAGAGUGUGUUCAACUUCUGUGCUACUCCUCAAGUUAUGGCGAUUGCGACUCUGGAAGUCUUGGUCGAUAAUGCGAAUGUGUACAAAAAGAAUGUCAAGAUUCGAAAAUCACUUGCUGUACGUCUGAUUUUGCGAUCGACAAAUCCUAGGGAUGUGGCUGGUAUUUUUCUGGACGUGGGUCGCUCAAUUCACAAGAAAUUACGGGCAGAUGAUCCAAAUUACAUUCGUUGCACGGUAUAG